AGCCAUGUCACUGCGGAAGACAGUUCAUUUAUAAAUUUGUCGCCGUCGGUUUCAAGAAACAAAUCCUCCCCGAUACGCAACGUUUCGGUUAAGAGCCACGUGCGCCUACUAAAUUAAUAAAAUCCUUUUCAACGGACAAAACGUAAAGGCUACGAAAUUCAAAAAAAUAUCUUUAAUUGGUCGCGAUUCGCAGAGAGCAGUUUACAUUGUCGCUUGAAGGAUAUACCCGCCCCGCCCAACGAACUACAACACAAAAAAUAUGUUCCGCUUUUUAGUAGUUACAACUUUAGUGGCUUUCGCUGCCAGUCAACACUAUCAUCAAAAUCCGCAAACGGCGGCAAUUAUUAGCGAACAACGCUAUCUCUCAGGUGAUGGAAAAUUUGGAGCUGCCUACGAACAGGAGGAUGGCAUUAAUUUCAAAGAAGAAACCGACGCGGAUGGUACACGUCAUGGCAGCUACAGUUACGUAGAUCCUACUGGCCAAAGACGUACGAUUUCGUACACGGCAGGCAAACACGGCUUCCAAGCUGCUGGUGAACAUUUACCUGUUGCCCCACCAGCACCACCACAGCCCAUACCACAACCUGGAUAUGCACCACAACCUCAAUAUCAACCACCAUCACAUAACGCCUAUCGUGGCGGUAAUAAUGACUAUGAUGAUGGCUCAUAUGAUCCACGUUACAAUGAUCCUGGUUUUGGUCAAAAUCAACAGCCAGCAUAUCAGCCAGCACCACAGCCACAAUAUCGUCCACCAGCACCUACCUAUAAUCCACCACCACAGCCUGCCUAUAAUCCACCACAACAACAAUAUAAUCACUACCAACCACAGCAACAACAACCACAACAACAACAGCACUACCAACACACCACACCCAAUCCACAUCGUUUCUCACCACCUGGUAAAUUGUCACUUAAUCGCACACCUGACGGUUUUACCUACAGCUUCAACAAGGUCUAGAAUAAUAAUUUAGUAUCUUGUUUAGUGUGUGAGAGAGAUAGAUUGAAAUUUUAAAUUGUUUUUAUUUUUUCUUUUUAUUAUUUUCUUUUUGCUUUUGUGUUUUUUAAUUUUAUUUUGUAAUGUAGUCGAUACUUAAGAAUUUCACAUACUCUCAUGUAACGUAACUGCCGCUAUAUACUUUCUACUAUUUUAAGAUCGCGAUCUUUUCUACUCCCACAAAUACUUUCAUUUUCUCUUUUAAUUACUCUUUAAUAUUCUCAAAUUAACUAUCUCUCAUUUAGACUUUUAUUUCAUUUUAUCUCUAAUAUCUAAUAUCUAUUUCCUAAAUAAUUUUGAUACUUCGAUUUCUCUUGUGAUAUAAAAAUUGUUGCAACAAUUCCUACACAUUACUUUUUAAUAUAUCUAUUCUUUUUUAUUAAAUCAAAUUUUUAAAAGUUUUCUUUAACUAUUAUCAAGAUAUAUAUAUCUUUAUAUAUAAUAUAUAUUAUAAUAUUAAACAAUUUUAAAUGAUUUGUAAAAAAAGAAGUGUGUGUGCUUAUUUAACGAAAA
This is a messenger RNA of Teleopsis dalmanni, 1507 nucleotides long. RefSeq names its product proline-rich extensin-like protein EPR1. Gene Ontology annotation, cellular component: chitin-based extracellular matrix. The record is from RefSeq and is a predicted model, not a curated record. The coding region runs from base 260 to 958 and encodes 232 amino acids. Gene Ontology annotation, molecular function: structural constituent of chitin-based larval cuticle. The transcript has 3 exons. Lineage: Eukaryota; Metazoa; Arthropoda; Insecta; Diptera; Diopsidae.